GACAUGCAAAGUGAAGAGGCGGCGCCUGCCUUUCUUGGACAUUGUGGGCCUGGGCCGGCGUAAGGACUACGGUUCCCAGCAUGCCAUGCGGCCGAAGGCCAGAAGGGCCCGGAUCCGGAACCGGAUGUGGCUCGGUGCUCCGGCGUGGAGCGCGGGGCAAUGGCCACGGGGACGGACCAGGUGGUGGGACUCGGCCUCGUCGCCGUUAGCCUCAUCAUCUUCAUCUACUACACCGCCUGGGUGAUCCUCUUGCCAUUCAUCGACAGCCAGCAUGUCAUCCACAAGUAUUUCCUGCCCCGAGCCUAUGCUGUUGCCAUCCCACUAGCUGCUGGCCUCCUGCUGCUCCUGUUUGUGGGGCUGUUCAUCACCUAUGUGAUGCUAAAGAACCAGAAGGUGACCAAAAAGGCUCAGUGAGGGCCCAGCGAGGAUGCGGCGGCCUCCCUAUGGUGCAUACCAAGGGCGGGCCACACAGGACCUGUGCAGGCACUGCAGCCCCUCAAGCAUGGCUGCCUUGCAGACACCCCUGGGGAUGAAGCUGUUCAGGACUCACCCUGACUGACCAGAACCCCCACUUCUCUUCUGCUCACUCUUCCAGAGCCAGGAGGAAGUACCUGGAACUCCCUUUCUCCCCAUUCUGCCUCAGGGCCUGAGAGAUACUGGUCCUCCCUACCUCACUUUCAGACCCCCUGUCACUUUUUCUUCUGGGUUCCACCCUCUUGCCUCAGUUUCCCUCCUGUCACAGGCUCAUGUUGGAAUUGGCACGUUUUAAGGCAUCGCGUGGCCUCUCCCACCGCAUGUCCUUUUUCUCCGCGAAGGCAACUUUCUCGGGUCUGACACAGCCAGGGACUCCCCAGGACUUCUUGACCUGGAAAGCUUAGGGGGAGGACCAACAGGUCUUGGGACCACUGGGCACACUGGGCCCCCAGAUCUUCUCAUAGGGUCCCAGCCCCUCAGCCCUAGCACUGGCCCACUGGGGAGAACAGAACAAUAAACGUUGAUGGUGUGUU
Molecule: messenger RNA, 1007 nt
Organism: Myotis myotis
Lineage: Eukaryota; Metazoa; Chordata; Mammalia; Chiroptera; Vespertilionidae
Gene: DPM2
Product: dolichyl-phosphate mannosyltransferase subunit 2, regulatory
Exons: 4
Coding region: 160-414 (84 amino acids)
Biological process (GO): GPI anchor biosynthetic process
Cellular component (GO): endoplasmic reticulum membrane; dolichol-phosphate-mannose synthase complex
Molecular function (GO): enzyme regulator activity
Source: RefSeq, a predicted model, not a curated record